UUUUUUUUAGGGCCACACCCAUGACAUAUAGAAUUUCCCAGGCUAGGGGUCCAUGCCACAGCCUCAGCAACGCCAGAUCCAAGCUGCAUCUGUGAACUAUACCACAGCCCACAGCAACGCCAGAUCCUUAAGCCACUGAGCGAGGCCAGGGAUCAAACCUGCGUCCUCAUGGAUGCUAGUUAGAUUCGUUUCCGCUAAGGCACCACGGGAACUCCCCUAUUUUAAUUUUUAAUGGCUGCACUCACAGCAUAUGGAAGUUCCUCCCAGGGCAGCUGCAGCAACGCCAGAUCCUUUAUCCCAUUGUGCCUGGCCUGGAGGCAAACCCGUACCUCCACAGCGACCUGAGCCGCUGCAGUGGCAUUCUCAACCCACUGUGCCACAGUGGGAACUCCUCUCGCGCAUUUAUCAACACCUUCCUGUGGAAUUCCAGGCCAUUUGCCUUACCCUUCUGAUCCUGCUUUUGACCCAUUAGAACAUGCUGAGAGGACAACACCUGAGCAACUGCUACUUGAAGAGUCAAUGGGCUGGGGUGUAAAAGAAAACAGAGAUGGCAGAGUCAUAGGUCACACUGCCAAGGAGGGGAUGAAGAGGGAAUGGAGAAGCCUUAAGACCUGUCCUCUCCUAGGCUCUAAGCGAAGUUAAAUCAACCUGCUGGAGAGAAUGAAUGACUCACGUCUGCACAGUGUAGCAGAAUCAGAAGCUGACAUUGCGCAGGCGCAGUGAGGAAGCAAAGAUUGCCCGCCUGGCUGGCUAUGCCGCCUCCUUUAGACAAGGGCCACGGGGAGACGUCAGUACCGUACUCCACUCAAAGAACCUCCUUCCUGUGCUCUCUCUUCCUCAUGAAGUCCUCAGACCACUAGGAAAGGUCUCGGAACCCGCUUCUGAGGCCGUCGGGCCGACCCCUCGUUGCCAAACACCCAGGGCCGGGUCGAACCUGGAAAGCUGGUGGUGCCAGCCUCGGGAGAGAGGCCAAGACCGGAAGAGUCGCCAGGUCGCUCGGGAACGGCCCUCCUCGCUCCAGUUCUCACCUCUUUGUCCGCCGCCUUCUCCCCGAUACCUAGCAGCGCGUACAGAUCCAUCUACCCUGUUACGCCGGGAACCAGGAUGGAGAGUAGGUGCUACGGCUGCGCUGUCAAGUUCACCAUCUUCAAAAAGGAGUACGGCUGUAAGAACUGUGGCCGGGCGUUCUGUUCCGGCUGCCUUAGCUUCAGUGCAGUGGUGCCCCGGGCUGGAAACACGCAACAGAAAGUCUGCAAGCAGUGCCAUGAGGUCCUGACCAGAGGAUCUUCUCCUGCCAAUGCCUCCAAGUGGUCACCACCUCAGAACUAUAAGAAGCGUGUGGCAGCCUUGGAAGCCAAGCAGAAGCCCAGCACUCCCCAGAGCCAUGGACUGACCCAGCAAGACCAAGUCAUUGCUGAGCGCCUAGCACGGCUCCGCCGGGAGAACAAGCCCAAGUCAGUGCCCUCUCAGGCAGAGAUAGAAGCGAGGCUAGCUGCACUGAGGGAUGAACCCCAGGGUUCCAUCCCUGCCACCCGGGAGAUGGAAGCACGGCUUGCUGCACUGCAGGAUAGAGUUCCAUCUUCUCAGACCCCUCAGUGGACACAUCAGCCACCAGACACUAGGACCCAGGCCCAGCAGGCACAGGAUCUGCUGACACAGUUAGCAGCGGAGGUGGCUAUUGAUGAGCACCGGGAACGAGGAAGCCCAGCUGCCUCUACCCAGAAUGACCUCAACCAGGGGGGCCCAAGGGCCCAGAGUGCCAGUUCUGAGGGGCAAGCCACCGGGUCCCUGGAGGAGGAGAAGAGCAGGCUUCUGGCUGAGGCAGCAGUCGAACUUCGGGAGGAGAACACAAGGCAGGAGCGGAUCUUGGCCCUUGCCAAGCGCCUGGCUGUGCUUCGAGGAGAGGACCCAGAUAAAGUGACCCUCCAGGACUAUCACCUUCCGGACAGUGAUGAUGAAGAGGAUGAGGAGACAGCCAUCCAGAGAGUCCUGCGGCAGCUCACUGAAGAAGCUGCCCUGGAUGAGGCAAGUGGCUUUAACAUCCCUGCAGAGCCAAAUCUCCAACCCCAAGCCCAAUCCAGCAGGGUAGAGCCUAAGGCCCAGGCCAUGGCCCCCAGGCCUGAGGCUGAGGAAGAGGAGCUCCCCUGGUGCUGUAUCUGUAAUGAGGAUGCCACGCUGCGCUGUGCUGGCUGUGAUGGAGACCUCUAUUGUGUUCGCUGCUUCCGGGAAGGCCACGAUGCUUUUGAACUUAAAGAGCACCAGACAUCUGCCUACCACCCCUUGCACAAAGGGCGAGAGCACUGAGGGAACCCUGGUCCUCCCGGGAAGGCCAUCCUACAGGCAGUCACACAGGCCGGGGCACCCACCAGCGCAUCUGAUGGGAGAGCACAUCAGGCUAGACUGCUUACCGGGAGUUCCCUGGUGGCUCAGCAGGUGAAGGAUCCAGUGUUUUCACUGCUGUGGCUUGGGUCACUACUGUGCUGUGGGUUUGAUCCCUGGUCCUGGAACUUCCGCAUGCCAAGAAUGCAGCCAAAAAAAAAAAAAAAAAAAAAAAAAAAAGAGCUAGACUGCUUGUGAAUGUGUCCUUUCCUGAGCCUCUGUGUCCCUUGAAAGAGGAAGGACUCUCCAUUUAACAGUGACUAGAGAAGCCAGAGGAAAGCAAGAAGUUGGGAGCUUUCCCGCAUUGACAUCUGGACUGGGAGUGAGAGGCAUGCUGGGAGGAGACCAAGCUGAAUCUAAGGAGGAGCCCUAAAACUUGCUCAAGGGCCCAGGGCUCUCUGCUGGCACUUAGGGGAUCUAAUAAAGUAUGUUGAUUCCUUGGA
Messenger RNA from Sus scrofa (pig), 2822 nucleotides. RefSeq names its product zinc finger FYVE-type containing 19 (gene ZFYVE19). Gene Ontology annotation, biological process: mitotic cytokinesis checkpoint signaling; abscission. The record is from RefSeq and is a predicted model, not a curated record. NCBI's taxonomy places the organism in Eukaryota, Metazoa, Chordata, Mammalia, Artiodactyla, Suidae. Gene Ontology annotation, cellular component: midbody; centrosome; cleavage furrow. Gene Ontology annotation, molecular function: phosphatidylinositol-3-phosphate binding; metal ion binding.